AUGGAUAAAAAUCCUCCAAAUAACAAUGAAUCUGCUUCUCCUUCAUUAAUAGAAUUAUUAAAAAAAUAUACAAGUCGAGUAGAUGAGCGUGAAACCUUACGACAAGAUGAUACGUUUGGCUGUCAACAACAACAACAACAACAAAUUGAAACUGGUAAUAUUGAAAAAUUAAAAAAAACUGUAACUAAACUACAAUCUAACGCAACUUCAAUAAAUAUUCCUAAUCAAUCGAUGGAAAAUUUCGGUGAAGCAAAAUCGAAUAUAGAUUAUAAAAGAAAAUGGGAAGAAGCAGAAACAAGAUAUCGUAAUCUAGAAAAAAAAUAUCAUCAAUUAGAAAGUGGCACGGUGAAACAAUUACAAGAUAAAAUUGAUCAACUUCAACGGGACGAUAAUCAAUUCAAAUUCAUUAAAGCUCGUAUUGCUGAAAUAUGUUCUUCUCGUCAAUUAACAAAUAUACAACUUGAACAAUUAAAAUUACUUGUUAAUAGUAAUGAUUUAUCAAUUGAAACCAUUGCAAAUAAAAACGAUUUUCAUCAACAAACAAUAAAACUACGUGAUAUUUUAAUCACACAUAAUAAUGAACUUUUAAAUAGAUUUGAAGAGUUAAUGAACAAAAAGAGAAAAAGAAAUCAAUAUGAAAAUGAUUCAAUUGAUGAUAACGAUAGAAAUAAUUAA
Rotaria socialis is the source of this 675-nucleotide messenger RNA. The record is from the annotation of a GenBank genome assembly. Lineage: Eukaryota; Metazoa; Rotifera; Eurotatoria; Philodinida; Philodinidae.